CCUCCGGUUCAGCAGCCCCGAACCAAGCAGGCUCGGAUACCUUUGCUGCUCUCUCUCUGUCUCUCUCUCUCCUUAUCCAUUCUCUCUCUUCAUCAGUCGUCACUACCUUUGCUGCUCAUUCGAAUAGCCUCGCAUGGGUUGAUCCUGAUCAGCGUUCGAAGAUCCAGUUCGAUCGAGAGCGAGGAGAUGGCGUUGGUGUCCGGGAUGAGGUCGAGCUUGAACCCGAAGGCGCAGCCGUUCAUCCCGAUGUUUUACCGGCAGGUGGAGGAUUUCUCGCCUGCGUGGUGGGAGCUCGUCAAUGCAUCGUCUUGGUAUCGCGAUUACUGGCUGAGCCAACGUGAGGACGACGAUUUCGGAGAUAUUGAUGAUGAUGACGACGACGACGACGACGACGAUACGAUGCCGGGGAUGAUCGAUGAUGGGUUCGCGUUCGUGUAUGAGCUGGAUGGUAUUGAUGAGAGGGCUGGUGGGGGAUCGGAUCCAGUGGGUGUUGGUGAAGGAGUGAGGAAACUGCUCAAUGGUGCGCAAAUCGAUGCUAAAGCUCUGCUGAAGGACCUGAGCAUACCAAAGCCACCCAAGGACAGAGGGCCCAAAUCACCAGUAAUGGGGUGUCCAAAGUUCAGCAAGAAAUCAGUUCAGAAUGUGAGAGUCAAGUGCGCUCCUCGACGCAUUCAUCAGCCUCGCUGAACGAGUGAUGAUCGAGUAAACUAGUGGAAUCUGUUUGGUCUUUAGUCUUCAGUACAUGACGAGGUUUCGAAUGCUUGUAGCUUCUGGUUCCUGUAAUGCUUUUGGCUUUUGUAGUUUUAUCAAGGCUUUCUCAGGGUGUAAAAAUUGAAUAAUUAAUAAAACAUUAUCUUUGCAGUAUUA
Eucalyptus grandis is the source of this 867-nucleotide messenger RNA. RefSeq names its product protein EARLY RESPONSIVE TO DEHYDRATION 15-like. Bases 187 to 687 code for a protein of 166 amino acids. The transcript has 3 exons. The record is from RefSeq and is a predicted model, not a curated record. Lineage: Eukaryota; Viridiplantae; Streptophyta; Magnoliopsida; Myrtales; Myrtaceae.